UAACGGAAUGAUUUUUUCCCGAAAGCAAUGCUUCGAAAGGAAGAAAGAGCAGUAAAACAUCGAGCCAAAACAACUUGAAUACGAUAGGGUGACAUCUGCUAUGCCAGAUUUCACGCAAACAAGAUGAUAUUUUAGUUUUCAACGGCCAUCCAAUGAAAGUCGCAAAUGACAGCAUAACGACGAUGAUCGAUUUAGCGGGAGAAUACCGACGAUCGAGCAAGGAAAAACAACAUGUACUGCAUUCACAGAACACGCUAGAGUUGUUCUGUUCACUUGUAUUCCUACAUUAKAGGGAUGUCAAGGGGAGGCCAUUGAUUGUGGCCUUUCUCCCGCAACUCACAUGGUCAACAAUGUCCGUGUGGUCUCAAGAACCCGUUGCGAUCAAGCUAAACCCGUGCGUAGCAAUCAUUGAAUAGUACCAUCGAUGUACUAGUCUAUUUGUUUUAACAUUGACUGCCCAAGAGUUAGUGUCUGGGAGAACACAAAAACGCACGGCGUUUCAUUCCUAGCAACACCGAAAAAUGAUGAUUUUCGACACAAUGCACGAAGGGCAUUGCRACGAAUGUAAAGGUCGCACUGGACGCAUUUGCGAGAGCGAUGCUGCGGAACCAAUUGGAUUUGUUGGAUUUGUUAUGACGACGACGGCUAGGAGCGACAGCUUUGAAACCUGCUAGUGCCAGGAUUGCCCGAGAUGGCCCUAUUUGCAACCGAACAUUUAGGAAAUUUCUGUGUUAGUAUUCGAGCUACAAACAACAAUAAACGAUGGGGAUCUGGCCGGGCUCCGCCGUGGGGUCUGGAGCAAAGCCCCAAAUAUUUGCGGCGAGGGAAAGAACUCUGCGGCCCCGUGUCUCAGCCUGUAGGCUUUACGACAGGCUUUUCCACCACCAUGCWUGCCGUCUUCUUAAUCGGAAAGUACCUGGGACUCUUUUGGAACGUAAAUAUUUCGUAGCAUAUCAUUUCAAAAGCGAAUACAGUAACAUUUUUGCGAAAAGUUUGGCUGCGUUUGUUGAAUACGUUUGGUAGACGUUUUCAGACAACAUUUCUCCUAUCAAAUCGAUAUCCUGCUUCUCUUGCACGACAACAAUUUCUAAUACCACAAUUCACAAAAUAGUUACUGGUUAACUAAACUAUUACAAACUACUGCGAUGGAACGGAAAGGAGGCGGUGGAUCGAAUGAUUGGAUAUGCAUGCUAAGUGGUCUUCCGUUCCGAUACAUUUCAAURGCUACUACAAGUAGUUGUUUGUCCCGUGUGCUUUGUUCAUUAUCCUCUCUUGACCGAUGMCGUCGAUGCGAUUUACAUGAUUCCCAACAACUCGACAUCAAAGUACAGGGUGGCUCCCCCGGGGAUGACACCCCCGGCUCCACGGUCUCCGUAUCCGAGUCUUGGGGGGAUAAUAAUCUGUCGACGCUCGCCGAUCUGCAUCUGCGAAAAAGUUUCGUCCCAUCCCCGAAUCACCUGUCCCUUUCCAACGGAAAAGGUGAAGGGUCGUCCCCGGUCUCUGGACGAAUCGAAUUUUCGGAUCGAAUCAAAGCCGUCCAACCAU
Molecule: messenger RNA, 1545 nt
Organism: Pseudo-nitzschia multistriata
Lineage: Eukaryota; Bacillariophyta; Bacillariophyceae; Bacillariales; Bacillariaceae
Source: the annotation of a GenBank genome assembly